Lachancea dasiensis is the source of this 2493-nucleotide messenger RNA. The record is from the annotation of a GenBank genome assembly. Lineage: Eukaryota; Fungi; Ascomycota; Saccharomycetes; Saccharomycetales; Saccharomycetaceae.
AUGCUCUUUGGCGUGAAACUUGCCAACCAGAUCUACCCGCCAUGGAAAGACUCGUAUAUGGAUUAUGAGAAGUUGAAGAAGCUCUUGAAGGAAUCCGUGAUAGGGCAGGCCGACAUUACCGGCAGGAAGUCUAAUCGCCGAAAUGAUACGUGGUCCGAAAAGGACGAGUCGGAGUUUGUUUCCGCUUUGGAUGCCGAAUUAGAAAAAGUUUAUGGUUUUCAGAGCUCUAAGUAUAACUCGAUUAUGGAAAAACUUGUCAAUUUGGAGCACCAGACCGAUGAUGAAGAAGCGAUCAAAACUCUUGAUUUCAAAGGGUUUCAACAUGUUUUGGAGGGUUCUUUGAGCGAGGCUCAGGAGCUUGAUAAUUUCUGCAGAGUCAAUUACACAGGUUUUAUCAAAAUCGUCAAGAAGCACGACAAACUGCAUCCCAAAUAUCCCUCUGUUAAGUCCCUUUUACAGGUUAGGUUGAAAGAGCUCCCUUUUAAUUCUGAAGAAUACUCACCAUUGCUGUACAAAAUCUCAUUUCUUUACAACAUUUUGAGAACAAACUCCCCUACUGUAUCCUCGUCUCUAGCAAACUCUACUAAGCUAUCCAGCGUCAACAAUCACGAGGAAAGUUCGUUUCAAAGUUACACUUUUUGGAUUCACCCUGACAACUUAAUGGAGGUGAAAACGAGAAUUUUGAGACACCUGCCAGUGCUUGUUUACGCAUCCCCACCCAACGAGAACAGUGAUUUGGUUGACCGCCUAGAAUCAUCUGUCAUGAACUCAGACGUGAAUUUCAAUGCUCCUUCUGCUAGCAGUAGUACAUCUGAGGUUUCUUCAGAUGCAAAAAGUUAUGACCCAGUCGUCAGAACGAUAUACUUUGACAAUGAGGCUUUGGAGCUUUACAAUAAUAAGCUAUUGAAGUCGAGCUCCAAUCCUACAUUGAGGUUAAGAUGGUCUGGCAAACUAGCCAACAAACCUGAUAUUUUCUUGGAGAAAAGAACGCUGGUUGAAGAUCGUACAACAGGGUAUACGGAUUUCGAAGAAACGAGGAUCAAGUUAAAGCCUAAAUUUAUAAACGGUUUCAUCUUCAAUGGCGAUCAAGAGUAUAAAGAAAAAAGCUUGAAGAAGCUAAAAGACCGCGGUUCAGCAGAUGCCGAGGCUGACAAACUGAGCAACAAGUUUGACGGUAUUCAACAGUUUGUACUUGAAAAUGAGCUGCAGCCAGUAUUAAGAGCCAUGUAUACAAGGACAGCCUUCCAGAUUCCAGGCGACGACCGUGUGAGAAUUAGUAUCGACUCUGAUCUUAUGUUUAUUAGAGAAGAUUCGUUUGAUGAGAAUAAGCCAAUAAGAGAUCCAAAGAGCUGGCAUAGGGCGGAUAUUGAUGCAAAUAUUCCAAACCCACUCAAAUAUCUGAGGACGGGUGAGUACAGCAAAUUCCCUUAUGCUAUUUUAGACAUUAGGAUCAGAGACCCUAUUACUGAGUCCACCAAGAAAAACAAGGACAAUCUACACGCUCAGCUGCCUGGUAAGCACUCCCAGUGGGUAGAAGAACUUACAAAUUCCCAUCUCGUGAAAGAGGUGGCCAACUUCUCUAAGUAUGCCCAGGGUGUUGCAUCGCUUUUUGGUGAAGAUGAGAGUUUGGAUUUGUUACCUUUUUGGCUGCCAGAUUUGGAGACAGACAUUAGAAAAGAUCCAAAACAAGCCUAUGAAGAAGAAAAGAAAAAGCUUGAAGAACAGAAAGCAAAUCAAGCUCGUGUCGCCAAGCUCAAACGUUUGUCAGUGGUCCAAGGGUCCGAAUCUUUCUCCACAAAAUCUUCCCCAACGGAUGCAUCAAAGUUUGAAUUGCGAGAGCCAGAUUUGGAAGAUCCAGAAUCGUCAUCUGAUGAGGCCACCGAAUCAGCGCCUGGUGCAAGAAGACGGAAACGCAAUGCCAAUUUUCUGGACCUUUUGGUAGGCAGGAACAGCAAACUCGCGAAUGUUGAUUCCGAGGAUGAAGAAGUACUGCUCCCCCCUGGAGUUAAAAAACCAACAUCGUACUUAAAGAAUGCUGGCCCUGUCAAGGUGGAAGCUAAAGUCUGGCUUGCCAAUGAAAGAACUUUCAACAGAUGGUUAUCGCUCACCACUUUAAUGAGCGUCUUGACAUUUUCAAUUUACAAUUCUGUCAGCAGAGCUCAGCAUCCUGACCUGGCUAAGUUUGUUGCUUAUACUUACUUUGGCAUCACUAUUUUCACCGGCUUUUGGUCUUACCACACAUACAACCGAAGAUUAAACGUCAUCCGCGCCAGGAGCGGAAAGCAUUUAGAUGCACCCUUGGGUCCUUUACUAGUUGCUAGUGUGGUUGUUAUCACACUUGUCGUUAAUUUUGUCCUUGCCUUCAAAGAUGCAGCUCAGAAGAGCAGAGGGGGGGUGUCAAGUACUUCCGCAGAAGAGGAUUCUAAGCUACCUGCGCUCGCCGAACUCGUCCGUGGGCUUGUAUUUUCCCUCGUGAGUUCUCAAGACUCUUGA